Athene cunicularia (burrowing owl) is the source of this 2672-nucleotide messenger RNA. It is a transcript of the gene LMX1B, whose product is annotated as LIM homeobox transcription factor 1 beta. Gene Ontology annotation, molecular function: RNA polymerase II transcription regulatory region sequence-specific DNA binding; DNA-binding transcription factor activity, RNA polymerase II-specific. The transcript is spliced from 7 exons. The coding region runs from base 104 to 952 and encodes 282 amino acids. Gene Ontology annotation, cellular component: nucleus. Lineage: Eukaryota; Metazoa; Chordata; Aves; Strigiformes; Strigidae. The record is from RefSeq and is a predicted model, not a curated record. Gene Ontology annotation, biological process: neuron differentiation; regulation of transcription by RNA polymerase II.
AACUGGGGCACCACCUGCCUGAGCACGGCCUGUCCCAGCUUUGCCCCGCAGAGCGGAGCCGCAGCCCCGUGCCAGGCUCUUUGCUGCUAAGUGCAGUGGCUGCAUGGAAAAGAUCGCCCCAACAGAGUUCGUGAUGAGAGCCCUGGAGUGUGUUUACCACUUAAGCUGCUUCUGCUGCUGCGUUUGCGAGCGACAGCUGAGGAAAGGGGAUGAAUUUGUUCUUAAGGAAGGGCAGUUGCUCUGCAAAAGUGACUAUGAAAAAGAGAAAGACUUGUUGAGCUCGGUCAGCCCAGACGACUCAGACUCAGUUAAAAGUGAUGAUGAAGAUGGAGAUGUUAAGCCCACCAAAGGACAAGUCACCCAAGGAAAAGGAAGCGAUGAUGGGAAGGACCCAAGAAGACCUAAACGACCGAGGACAAUCCUCACUACGCAGCAGAGACGAGCGUUCAAAGCGUCCUUUGAAGUGUCCUCCAAGCCCUGUAGGAAGGUCAGAGAAACACUAGCAGCUGAAACGGGACUGAGUGUGCGAGUUGUCCAGGUCUGGUUUCAAAACCAAAGAGCAAAGAUGAAAAAACUAGCACGAAGGCAUCAGCAGCAGCAGGAGCAGCAAAACUCGCAGCGACUAGGGCAAGAAGUGAUGUCCAACCGAAUGGAAGGGAUGAUGACAUCUUACACACCACUGGCACCACCGCAGCAGCAGAUUGUAGCAAUGGAUCAAAGCAGUUAUGGCACAGACCCAUUUCAGCAGGGUCUUACCCCUCCACAAAUGCCAGGCGACCACAUGAACCCUUAUGGAAACGACUCCAUUUUUCAUGAUAUCGACAGUGAUACCUCUUUAACUAGCUUGAGCGACUGUUUUCUUGCCUCUUCCGAAGUUAACUCCAUGCAGGCUAGAGUAGGAAACCCCAUUGACAGGCUGUACUCUAUGCAGAGCUCGUAUUUCGCCUCAUGAAAAUAAAAGAAAACAAACAGCCGGCGUAUAUUUAGCCAGUGACUUUUUCCAGUGCAGACUCUACAGCCAUAUGUUGCCCAGCUCUUCCUUCACAGUGACUCCUGCUGCCUCUGGACUGCAAAGAGUAUUUUUAGGAAGACUGUAUCUGUGUGCAUAUAUGUGUAUGUAUGUGUAUAUAUAUUAAUACCGACCUACAUACAUACAUAUAUAUAGAAACAAAACGCAUCCACCAGUCCCGUCCCCUUGAUUCUCAGCUUGCACCAGACCACGAGACAAGCACGGAAGGAACAGAAGACCCUGCUCGUCAGCAGCCUUUGGUUUGGUUUGAGCUCAUCGUUGUAAAGGAAAUGGAUUUUGCGGAAAGCUAGACCUUUUCCUCCUUCCUCUCUUCCUUUCUUUUGGAUGUUUAAACUUUUUUUUUUUUUAAAGCCACUGAUACUGACAUCAGUCGACCAUAUGACAAAUAAAUCAAAGAAACUGGAGAUUCCUCCCUUUUCUUACUGCAUGAUUCAUACUAUGUUGUGGAUAAAUUGCCAUUUGAACUGUGAGAAGUUAAUGUAAAUGUGACGUUCAACAUUUGUUUCCUUUCUACACUUUUUCUACAUAACCUAGAUCUGCUCAUUAGUUUAUAGCCCUUAUGCAUAUGAUACUGAGGAAACUGGUUCGCAGUAAUAUUUGUGGAGAAAGCCAGUGAUUUCAUAAUAAGGAAGGUCUGCGACCCUGGAGAGGAGAUGCAUGUUAGGGACAGAGGCAUUUAGGUUAGUAUUGAUCUUAAAUAAUUAAAACUAAAGGUGCUUACGAGACAGAGUUUUAUUUAAUUUUUUUUUUUUGAAGUGUGAGAAUAAAACAUUUACAUUUGUUUGUAAGUAUUGCAGUGCCAAAUUUCAAGUCUAGACCAUGAUUGGCAAACAUGUGUUGUUCAUUCUGUUCUGUUUAUGUUUUGCAUGAGGCAUAAAUGUGCUAUGCUCCAUUGUCCAUCUGGAAUAAUUAAGCACUCCUUUAGUUAAUUAUCUCGCCUCAGCAAGAAUCUAUGAUAUACAGUUCUAGCCUGAACCAUCAGAAGUCCUGAAAUGCGCACCAACGGGCGGAAAAAGAAGUGUGAGAGAGAUCGCAAUGGGAGGUUUAGGCAUGUUGAGCUGGAGUCUAACCCCCGUCCUGCAGGUUCCACGCUGACGGGACUCCCGUGUUUGCGAUAAAUACUCCAACUAACCUCUUAGUGCAAAUGUAAGAAGAGCAAGUAGACAAACCGAAGGGAACGUCCCAGCUGAAGUCUGAAUGUCUCAGAUGCUGAAGUUUGAGCAUAUGUCAUAUAGGUUUUCGUAGGGCAUAAAAUAUCAUAAAUAAUAAUAGUAUAGUUAUAAAUAUUGCCUGGUGAUAAUUAUAAUGUGGAGAGACAGACAAGUACGGUCAUGGCUCUUAGUGGAGAAAACUUCAUGGGGAAAAUUUGCCAGGGUAAUAUCAGUAAUUAUAGGGUGUGUUCAAAAUAGAGCUCAUGGGGAAAGAUUGGCAGGAUAGGCACUUUCUUAAAUAAAUACCUUUAAUAUAUUGACCAUAAUAGCUGAAAACAAGUCCAAAGCAUUGGUUAAUCCGACUCCCCCAGGCUGAGGACUGGUCCCAGGCCAGCGCUGCCGAGACUCCCGUGGGGCUCGGCACCCUCUGCGGGACCGGGGACUCCUGUCAGGGGGCGGCCAGAGCGGGGCCCCCCAGCGCCACGGCAGAG